UCCCCCUUCUCAAAAUCUUUCCAAAGUUUUAUCCCCUUUAUUAUUAUAAAAAACCAUACAAAGAGACGAAUAUAAGAUAAUUUAAAUUAAUUCAAAAAGCGAUAUAAAGCAAUGGCAAAGAAAACAUACGACCUUUUAUUUAAACUUCUCUUAAUUGGGGAUUCCGGUGUAGGAAAAACGUGUAUUCUCUUUAGAUUUAGUGACGAUGCAUUCACUUCUACAUUUAUAUCUACAAUAGGAAUCGAUUUCAAGAUCAAAACGGUAGAAUUAAGAGGAAAGAAGAUAAAAUUGCAGAUAUGGGAUACAGCUGGACAAGAACGUUUCCAUACAAUAACUACGAGCUAUUAUCGUGGAGCAAUGGGAAUAAUGCUGGUUUACGAUAUAACGAAUGAGAAGAGUUUUGAGAAUAUAGUCAAAUGGUUAAGAAACAUUGAUGAACAUGCAAAUGAGGAUGUUGAACGGAUGAUUCUUGGAAACAAAUGUGAUAUGACUGACAAACGUGUUGUCAACAAAGAACGAGGAGAAGCUAUUGCAAGAGAGUACGGAAUACGCUUUAUGGAAACAUCAGCCAAAGCCAACAUUAACAUUGAAAAAGCAUUUUGCGAGUUAGCAGAAGCCAUUCUCGAUAAAACUGCUGACAAUGAUAACAAUCCAGAAAAUCAAUCAAUCGUUGUUGAUCGAAAAGCACAAGACAACUCUUCCGUUUACAAGGGAUGUUGCGCGUAAUCCAAAAACUUAAAACUUGAAUACUUUUUUAAUUUUGAAAACGACGACAAGUGCAACACUUAAUUGCUUUCGCCAUCGAAUAAUGAAUGCAGUUCAAAUCAAAUGAAAUUUAUUCCAAAUUUGAAGUUCGUAAUAAUAAUUCAAAGCCGCAAUUCAUUUAUUCUGUUCAAACGUAACAAAUAUUUGUAAGGAAUAAUGUAUAUAUAAAAAAAGCUUAAUUAAAAUUAUAAUCGUAUAUUGAGAUUAACUGGUUUUGGUGGUAAAGUUUUAUAAUUCAUCAUUGACGACAGAAUUGAUUAAUUUUCCAAUGAUUCAAUGGAAUUUAAUGAAACAAAUUAAAGUUUAUUAUGAUUCCAAAUAUGAAUCCGAUGUUCAUUGUUUACAGAAUUGAAUAUUUGUCAUUCGUCUCAUAACUUGGCAACAAAUGAACAUAAAUUUUAUAUGUAGCAUGAUUUAUGUGAAUUUAUGUUCAUUUUGCGAUGUUUAACCUUCGAUCGGAAUAAAUUUACACUCUCAUGAGAGUUAAUGCAUA
Clunio marinus is the source of this 1258-nucleotide messenger RNA. Lineage: Eukaryota; Metazoa; Arthropoda; Insecta; Diptera; Chironomidae. The record is from the annotation of a GenBank genome assembly.